AUGGUAAUAAUCGCUAAAUAUGAAAUAGAUAACAAAGAUACGAACAGUUAUACAGACGAAGCAGAUUUUGCUGCUGGUUAUUAUGAAGCUUUAACCUUUGUCGCUAUUAUUAUAGUUAUCUCGAUAGUAUAUCAAUUUAAACAAAUUCAGCGAUACUUUUCACAUUCAAAAUUACCGAGCCUACCUGAUUUACCACAACGAAGAAAUAAAUAUGAACAAGAUAUUUAUACUCACGGAAAUAGUCAAUCUACGGUUAAUCUUGCUUCCAAGGAUAAUAUUCAUUUUUCCCCAACCGUAUAUGCUUAUAAACUAUGGAAUUACGUUAUUCAUAUCUUUGGUAUUGGUGAUAUGACGAUCGUUCCUUCAACUCUAAAUAUUCGUGCCGCUUACGUUGGUCUGGGAAAUGCCGCUUUUAUAUAUCCUUUGGCUACUAGAAACUCCGUCUUUUUGAAACUUAUUGGUGUUCCUUUUGAACGUAUGAUCAGGUUUCAUCGUUGGGUUGGAAGAACGAUCUUUUUCCUUCUUUCUUUUCAUGCUUCAUACCAACUUCAGUUGGCUGGCUCUCUUAAUUCAGUAUUUUCCAGCCCAAUUUUACUAUAUGCUGGACAAUACAUGUUUAUCAACAUUCCAAGCCUCAGCCCACCAGUAUCUCUAAUUGCAUGGCAUCCUGUAUCUUUUUCUUCAGCACCUGGAAUUGAGGAAGCAAAUAAUGAUAGUAUACAUAUGAAAAUUCAAGGUUCAUUCACACGUAGACUAUAUGCUAAAUCACAGGAAGGUGGAUAUGAUAUGGGUUUGAAAAUGAAAGUUGAUGGUCCAUACGGAAAACCAAGUCUUAACUUUGCACAGUACCGAACUGUUGUAUUGGUAUCUGGUGGUAUUGGUAUUACACCAAUGAUUAGUAUCUUACGAGAUUUAGUAGAUCGUCAAACUUCAAAAAUGCCAAUUACGACUCAGUCCAUUUAUUUCAUUUGGACAGUGCCUGAUACCAACACUUAUUCAUGUUUUGGAAACGAGCUAAAUGAGAUAACAGAAAAGUUUAAUAGAUUACCAAAAUCCAAAUAUCUACUUGAUAUUAAGGUAUUCCUUACAAGAUCGACUACAACACCAUCAUCAGUAUUUUUCCAAGGUCGACCUGACGUUUCGAUGUUGUUCCAAGAAAUAAAGCAAUAUCAUGGUUCUGGUGAUAUUGCAGUAGGAGUAUGUGGGCCAGCUUCAAUGUUAAAAGAAGUGAGAAAAGCUGCUAUAGUAGAAAGUGAUAGAACUUGUUUAAUCAAAGUUCAUUGUGAGACCUUUGAGUUAUAA
This is a messenger RNA of Scutellospora calospora, 1302 nucleotides long. Lineage: Eukaryota; Fungi; Glomeromycota; Glomeromycetes; Diversisporales; Gigasporaceae. The record is from the annotation of a GenBank genome assembly.